This is a messenger RNA of Neodiprion fabricii, 4122 nucleotides long. Its product is annotated as ATP-dependent translocase ABCB1-like. Gene Ontology annotation, biological process: transmembrane transport. NCBI's taxonomy places the organism in Eukaryota, Metazoa, Arthropoda, Insecta, Hymenoptera, Diprionidae. Bases 20 to 3829 code for a protein of 1269 amino acids. The record is from RefSeq and is a predicted model, not a curated record. The transcript has 19 exons. Gene Ontology annotation, cellular component: membrane. Gene Ontology annotation, molecular function: ABC-type transporter activity; ATP binding; ATP hydrolysis activity.
UGCUAACUUGUCAGUUACCAUGAAGAACGUCAAGAAAUUAGAGCUAGCUAUGGUAGCCCAGGACCCAAGCACCAUUUCAUCUAAAGCUAAUCCCAUUGAAAUAUUAGGGUUCCGACCGACUGAUGAAGAGUCUAAAGAAACUGAAAAUCACAAGUCUGCAGAGAAGCCAAAACCCCCCGAAUAUCCAGCAAUAUCUUUUUGGAAAUUGUUUAAAUACUCUGAUGGAUGUGAAAAGUUUUUUCUCGUCAUUGGCGCUAUUUCCGCGGUUGUUACCGGUUUUUGUCAGCCAGCUAAUAUAUAUAUUUAUGGUGAUCUGAUAGGAUCAAUGGUACAAGCAGCACUUCUCGAGGACUAUACGCAGCUUAUGGAUUCAGUUGUGUUAUUUGCAAUUUUGAAUUCAGUCAUUGGAAUUAUUAUGCUCUCAUUCAGUUACAUAAGCAUAAUGUUAUACAACAUUGCUGGACAGCGUCAGAUAUACAGAAUUCGAAAUAUGUAUUUAGAAUCUGCGCUACAUCAGGACAUUUCAUGGUACGAUUUAACUCCAAGUGGUGAUGUCGCGAGUAGAUUGGCAGAGGAUAUAACUAAGCUAGAAGAAGGAAUUUCUGAAAAGACUGUUAUGUUCAUCCAUAACAUGAGUGCCUUCGUGGGGUGUGUUAUCGUAGCAUUCACCAAGGGAUGGAAACUCGCACUUGUCUGCAUGGUUUCACUCCCUGUCACAGUGCUAGUCAUUGGAGCAGUUGUAUCGAUUACUUCUCGAUUGGCACGCAAGGAAAUUGAAGCAUACGCUAAAGCAGGAUCAAUUGCAGAAGAAGUACUGUCGGCAAUGCGUACUGUUGUUGCAUUUGGGGGCCAGAAACUAGAACUAACAAGAUAUACAGAGAAUUUAAUAUAUGCCUAUAAGAAUAAUACGAAGAGAGGUAUGUUCUCAGGAUUUGGGUUUGGAAUGCUAUGGUUUUUCAUAUACUCCAGCUAUGCGCUAUCGUUCUGGUACGGCGUCGGCCUUAUUAUUGAAGAACGGAACCUCGAUACAAGUGAACAGACAUAUGAUGCUGCUACAAUGAUCACAGUAUUCUUAGCUGUGAUGAUGGGAUCUAUGAACUUUGGAACAGCUUCUCCGUUCAUAGAAGCUUUUGGAAUUGCCAAAGCAGCAGGGGCUAAAGUUUUCGCUGUUAUUGAAAGAAAGUCUUCCAUCGACAGUCUGUCAAAUGAUGGUGUUAAGCCGAAAAACACCAAUGGAGCUAUUGAAUUCAAAAAUGUUGUUUUCAAUUACCCUUCACGGCCAGACAUUGAGGUUUUGGGAGGUUUAAACCUGACAAUCAAUCCAGGAGAAACAGUGGCGUUAGUAGGUGGAUCUGGGUGUGGGAAAUCAACGUGUAUUCAGCUUUUACAAAGGUUCUAUGAUCCACCUGGGGGACAAAUUCUUUUAGACGGGCAGGACUUGAAAGACUUGAAUGUUGAAUGGCUGAGAAGCAACAUCGGAAUUGUUGGUCAGGAGCCCGUGUUGUUUGACACAACCAUCGCUGAGAACAUUCGUUAUGGAAAAAUUAAUGCAACCGAAGAAGAAAUUGUCGCUGCAGCUAAGAAGGCAAAUGCACACGAUUUUAUUACAAAGCUGCAUAAGGGGUAUGACACAUUGGUUGGUGAAAGGGGAGCUCAAAUUUCAGGUGGGCAAAAGCAAAGAAUCGCUAUAGCCCGAGCAUUAGUACGAAACCCAAGGAUCUUGCUCCUCGAUGAAGCAACUUCAGCUCUGGAUACUCGUAGUGAAGCGAAAGUACAAGCGGCACUAGAUAGGGCAAGUGAAGGAAGAACUACCAUUAUUGUAGCUCACAGACUAUCGACAAUAAGAGAUGCAAAUAAAAUCAUUGUACUCGCGAAAGGUAUAGCGGUAGAGCAAGGAAGUCACGACGAUUUAAUGAAAUUGAAACAACACUAUUAUGGUCUAGUUACUUCGCAGAUAUCUGAACUAGAAGAAUCAGGCAGAAAAGAUCAAACACGUAGUGAUGAAAUAGAAGAAGAUGAAGAUAAUGAAAAAGUAAUCAUGAAUAGACAGAAUACUUUGUACGAAGAAGUUACAGAAACUUCGGCGGUCUCUAUGCUCAAUGUUCUAAAGUAUAAUGAACCUGAAAAAUAUUAUAUUAUUCUUGCCUGUUUGACCUCUGCCAUCGUUGGAUGUUCUACACCGUUAUUUGCCAUUCUAUUCGGGGACCUGAUCGGGAUUCUAUCAUAUCCUGACGUUGACCAAGUUAGAAGUGAAACCAACAUGUAUUGCCUCUAUUUUGUGCUGAUUGGGAUCCUAGUUGGGUCAGCUACUUUUAUCCAGAUAUUCGUUUUUGGUAUUGCUGGUGAACGACUUACAAUGAGGAUGCGAGAAUUAGCAUUUGGCACGAUGUUGAAACAAGAGAUGGCUUGGUUUGACGUUCCCAGUAACGGGACUGGUUCUCUAUGUGCUAAACUGUCUGGAGAAGCUGCUGCUAUACAGGGUGCAACUGGACAGCGAAUUGGUACCCUUAUACAAUCUGCCACUACAAUUGUACUGGGCUUGGCACUUGCUAUGUACUAUGAAUGGAGAUUAGGACUUGUCGGAACAGCAUUUAUACCGUUCAUUCUAGUCACUAUUUAUCUCCAAGGCUUAAUAAUGCAUAAGGAAUCUUUCGAUUAUCACAAGAGCUUAGAACAAUCUACCAAGAUAGCAGUUGAAGCAGUGUCUAACAUUCGUACAGUUGCUGGACUUGGAAGAGAAGAAACUUUCCAAAUAGCAUACGCAGAGGCAAUGAGACCUUCUUUUGAACUUGGUAAAAAGAAUACCCAUGUACGUGCCAUAGUAUUUGCUCUUGCCAGAUCCAUUCUUUACUUUGCAUAUGCUGUUGUUAUGUGGUAUGGCGGAACUUUGAUCACCAACGAAGGAUUAAACUAUGCUGUGGUAUUCAAGGUUGCUCAGGCUCUGAUCAUGGGCACAGUGAUGGUCGCUAAUGCCUUAGCGUUUGCGCCAAACUAUCAGAAAGGUUUAAUUGCAGCUGGAAAAAUAUUUGCACUCAUCAACAGAAAACCAGCGAUAGUAGAUCCGACAAAUCCAAACGAAGAAAAAUGGAACAUCACCGGUGAGGUCAAUUACAAUUCCGUCACAUUCGAGUAUCCUACCAGGCCUGGAAUCGUAAUCUUAAAAGCGUUGAAUCUUGAAAUACCAUCGGGAAAAACAAUUGCAUUGAUCGGAUCUAGCGGAUGUGGAAAGAGCACAACCAUUCAGCUACUUGAAAGAUUUUAUGAUCCGAAUAUCGGCAGUGUUGAACUGGACAAUAAAGAUAUCUCAUCUGUAACUCUUGAUUCUCUGAGAUCCCAUCUGGGUAUAGUGUCGCAAGAACCAUCAUUGUUUGCUCGCACAAUAGCCGAAAAUAUUGCCUAUGGCGAUAACUCAAGAAACGUAUUAAUGUCGGACAUAGAGGCUGCUGCUAAAAAAGCGAAUAUACACACGUUUAUCACGUCACUUCCACUUGGAUAUGAUACUAAACUUGGUGAUAAAGGUACCCAAAUUUCCGGAGGUCAAAAACAAAGAAUAGCUAUCGCCAGAGCUUUAGUUAGAAAUCCCAAAGUUCUUUUGCUUGACGAAGCUACAUCUGCUCUUGACAUGGAAAGUGAAAAGAUUGUACAAGCAGCACUGGACGAGGCAAAAGAAGGCAGAACAUGCAUAACUAUCGCACACAGACUCUCUACCAUCCAAGAUGCUGACAAAAUAUGCGUUUUGGAUAGAGGCGUUGUAGCGGAAAGUGGAACGCAUGCAGAGCUUGUUGCUAAAAAGGGGCUUUAUUACAAACUACGCACUCUACAAUCCUAAAAGUGCUAGGACCAACUUCGAUAUAACAUUGGUCAAACCAAACAAUACCAGUAUUUAAACCAAGCGCGUAAAAAUAUUGUUUACUAGUUGAAUAGCCACAACUUCUUGUCACAACGGUCUCAAGUUUAGUGCCCAGUAUAUUAUGUAAUUUUCUAGCUUAUAUAUAAUUAGUUACUCCCUAAAAGUGUAACAAUGUUUAGUAUUUUAGUAAUCACUUUCAACCUCGUCAAUUGUAUUUUAUUUAAAAUCUUCAUUAGAUGCUGUACAAUCCGCGACUAAAGCAAUGCAAAGCA